UUUGACAAGGACCGCCAAGCAAUCCACUGGGCUGCUUACAUGGGAGGUUCGUCAUAUGAAGGACAUUCAAGUGGAUGUGACCCCUAACCUGCAAUAGGGGCUCAGUGAGGUGACAGACAUCCUGUAAUGGAUCUCCAGCUAGUGUCUGAGGACCUGGAGAAGGCUGUGUCUACAGCUGUGGGGCAGGACAAGCAUGGGACAGACAUCCUGAACGAAUCUGAUGUCAGAGCUCCCAUCAGCCCUCUACACCUCGCUGCGGUGACGGGUCACGAGGAGUGCAGCACAGUGCCAGCUUCCUGGUUCGGGAAGGUAAGGGGCGGAGCCAUGUCCACCUGGUGGCGGCGUCCGGACACAUCGGGAUACUGGGGUGGCUCCUACACACCGCCCAGUCAGUGUGGACCCUCCCCGUCAUCACAGACAACCAGGGCUACACGCCACUACACUUGGCCUGCUACAACGGAGUCAGAGGUCAGUGGGAAUGACCUCACCCUCAUAGACCUGGGUGACCCCAUCAUUGACGGUGAUGUUAUGAAGGAAGACAGAGAGGUUGAGAGACAGACCAAGUUGGAAGAGGCUGUUCUAGAGACAGAUAUCCCAACUCUGUCACUAGAGGCUGAUGGAGAGAUUGAGAUGCAGGAGGCUGAUCUGAAGACAGAUGGCACAUCUCAGUCACAGGAGGUUGAAGGAGAGAGUGAGUUGGACGAGGCCAUUGUCAUCCCAUCUCAGUCACAGGAGGAGGCCAAAGGAGAGAGUGAGUUGAAUCAGGUUGAUCUGAAGACAUCCACAUCAACUCUGACACUGGAGGUCGAAGGAGAGAGUGAGUUGAAUCAGGUUGAUCUGAAGACAUCCACAUUAACUCUGACACUGGAGGUCGAAGGAGAGAGUGAUUUGAAUCAGGUUGAUCUGAAGACAUCCACAUCAACUCUGACACUGGAGGUCGAAGGAGAGAGUGUGAUGCAGGAGAGUGAUGAUGUAGAAACAGCCGGGCCAUCUCAAUCCCAGGAGACUGAACGAGUGGCAAAGGCUGCAGUGGUGACCUUCACUACCAUGACCCGCAAGGCUGCAGCCUCCCAGACCAGCCUCAGCAGGGGAAAGAGAAGCUACCCAGACCUACACACCUUUGUGCAGGACAUGAAGGAUGGCCAUUGGAAUCUGCUGAGUGAGAAUAUGCGUUCCGGGAUGAGCAGAGAUGAGUUUAGUGCUAGGUGCAUGGAUAUUACAAAUUGGGUAAUGGAGUCUACAUCCACUGUGGUCGUUCCCGCCCUUGACCUCACCAUGCAGAUCAGGCUCUCUGAUUCGUCAAGCUCUUCUGGAUCAGGAAGCAAUGUGGCUAGAGAAGUGACCUCUCUUGGCCGCAGCGUCAGAUUCAGCUUUCGUGGUGGACCCAGUAGACGCACCAGUUCAAGAACUACUUGCAGCACACAAACUCCCACGCCUUUCCCCUACUCUCACAGUUCCAUGACCUCUUUGCUGAGUGUUGACGAAGAGCGAUAUGUCUCCUCACCUGAGGGUGGUGAUAGAGAGAUGAGACACAGACCCCACUCGGCACCACUGAGUUCUGUGUUUGGAAUCUCUGAGGAUUCUGUCUUCAACAUGGUCCAGAGAGGCCAGUCGCAGAGUGAGAUCGUACUGUCGUCCAGUUGGAGUAGACGGGAGAAAUACAGACCUGUCAAAAUACCAACGGACACCAGGUUUAUGAUGGGUAUUGUAGAGUUGGUAAUGAACCUUCUCAAUUCCAGAUUGGCUGAGCUAAUGCGAAGUUUCAGUCAGGGAACUCUAGGUCCGCUGUCUGGUAGUAUCUCAGCAAGUCAGCAGUUUGCCCAAGAAAUGCUAAGCAUGGUGUCUGCUAAGAUGUAUUCCCAUGCCAUAGAGCAUAUUGCGCACGGCCACAAGUCUCCCCUUGAGUUAGAGAGGGAGCUUGAGGCCAUAUUGGGUCCUCUGGCUGGACAGGUUAUAGUCAUCAUCAUAGAUAGCAUCUUUAAGGCUAAAGCCAACGGAAGAAACGAGGGACGAGCGACCAGCCCCUUGACCUAUUUUCUCACUGCCAUCUCAGCAGAAAUACAAAGCCUAGUUGUUCAGAGAUCGGCUAGCAGACCGUCCACCAGACUGUCCAACAACGACCCACUGCUGAACGUUUCCAAGUCAAAGGUCUUAAGAUCAGUUCUGCUCAAAAUGGCAGAACUCUUUGGCCAAGGUCCAAGUGAAACCUGUCUAGUUCCACUAGUCCAGAGUCAGUCCAACAACUCUGUUUGCGACUGGACUCUGAAUGCAGGCACCGUUCAUCCAAGUCAAUUUCUGUCCCACAACAGAAUGACAGAAGUGUCAUCCGAUGUUGUGGAUCUUGUACUUGAGGUUUUUGGGAUAACAGGAUUUUUGGAUAGCAGGAGCCCGUCAAGGCCACAGAGUGCCUGCUCCUACAACUCAGCUAAUGGAGCAAUAGAUAUGAGAGCUCUUGCUGGGGACUUGGUCAGACAGGUGUCUGUCAAACUCAGACCCUUUGUCUCUGAGAGUCAACUCUCCACCAUGUCCAUGACAGAUCUGUCAUCAUCUAUUUCUGACUCCACCUUGAAGCAGUUGUGUUGUAGCUCUGCUGUUGCUGCAGCAACUGUCUGUCAAGCAAUCAAAAUGGAGCUCGAGAACCAGAGACCUACAAACCUGUCAGCCAGAGACCUACUAUCGUCUCUGGUAGAGAGCAUUGAGGACAUGGAUAUUUCUGACAUCCUCCAGGGCCCGUCGGCCAUUUUGGAGGAGGCUGCUAUGAUUAAGCACCCAGAGAUGUCCACCUCGACAAUAUACAGGUCUCUGCUUCUCGACUCAUCUCUCGCCUCCUCUAACAUGGUCACUGAGAGCAUUAUCUUCAACAGCCCACGCCCAUCAGAGGAGAAUGUGAAUAUUCAGAAUGUGCUCCCUGUUGAUAAAGUUGACAUCCUCCAUGGUCAACCAGUGGAGGGGUAUAUCGUCAAAGCUGAGCAAUGCAUCACUCAGGUCAUUCAGGAUGCAGCUGUGACAUAUACUGGCAUGCUGGAUAAAACCGACACUUGUGGGAAACUGUCGGAAGUUCUGUCUAUCUGCGUUUCCGCGGAGAAUAUUGAGGAUGCAUCCUCUGAUCUAUUUGGUGGAAUUAUUUCCGACCUGCAUGAGGUAUCUGAGGUCAAUAAGACCUCCAUGCGUACGAAAUCAGGUCGCAAAAUGUUCUGGAUGGAAGUGAGUUCAGGUUCCCAGAAGAUUUAUACCAAAACCCUGGACAAACUGAGGAAGCUUUUCACCUCUCACCUUCUCACUGAGGGAAAAAAUACUCCUGUGCAAAUUGAGUUCUAUGACACUGGACUACUUGUAACUGAGACCACUGUGGAGGUAUCUCCUGUACAGAAGACAGACAGUAAUACCUCUUCAAUGUCCUCAGCCCACCAGCUCACCCUCGACACCUGCACUAAAGGGGUCAUCAAACAGGUGAUCUCGGUGCUGAGGGUGGAGACUUCAAAGGAAGUCAAAUGCGAGAGCAUGUCAAAUGCAUCCUUCGACUUCAACCAGAAGUUGGACUCUAUAAUUUCGAAAUUGGAGAGCCUCACCAUUUCGAGUGAGUCAUCCAAGAUUGCCACGCUCACGCGAUCUCGUAGUGUAGCCAGCAGAACCUCUAACAUUUCCAUCCAGAGCUUUCACAGUGCUGAGUUCCGAGCUACGGCCAAACAGAUUGUGCGUGAGGCCAUUCUCAGAGCUGCUAGCGAAGCCAACUGUUCUUUGCCACAGAGCAUGCCUAGCAGCACCUUCUCACACCAUGUGGUUUCUACAACUGAAGACAUAGUGAAUAUGAUCAUGCAAGACCUUGAAAGUCUAUCCCAGUACACAGUGGAGGACGCAGACUCCUUCCCACUAGGAGAGAAAAAGCUGCAGUCCCAGCUCAAUCCCAGAGUUGUCUUUGACACCUUAUUGGAUGCUGCUCAAACCAUGUACCACAGAGUAAAGGACAGACUGAACGUCUUUUUGUCUUUUCCACCCGUGUCAGUCACCACAGCCAAAGAUGUGCUGGACUCCACCCCUGUGGAGACACUCAGAUGCUCAAAGUCCCCUGACACUGCUCUUGUUAAGGACAGGAGCCGCCCUCCGUCUGUGAGAAGUGAGAAGCCAUUUUCAAAAGUCAGUUUGACUAAAAGGUCUAAAGCCCUUGUGUCUUCGAGUGGCUCCUCCACAGACCACCAUGUAAUUGACACAUGCAGUGAGGAUGUCACUCUGAGUAUGUCAGUUGUGAGCGACACCAGUUUGAAGAGAGCCUCUCCUCUCCAUGGUAGUGGAUUGAGUGCAAGUUGUGAACCUCUUGUGGCUCUACAAGACGGAACAGUGGCAGUCAGCCAAGAAGGCUUUAGCAAAACUGCAAAGAAGACGCUCAGCUUGAUCCUAAAUGUGAUCAAGUGCAGAUUGGCCAACUCUGAGAGUUCAUCUGUUGGGCAGAAUGCAAGUGAGGAGUGUCUGAUAGCCACUAACAUGUUAGACUCUCUACUGGAGAGCCUUGACCUGUUGCCUGACAUGAGUGCUGCCAAUGAGAUCACAAGGACAGAAUGCCAUACCUCUAACGCAAUGGACAAGACAGGUUCACAGUCAGCGCUUGUGAGUCAACAAGAAAUAAACAUAUCUGACACCAGUAUCAUAGUGAAAACUAUAAUGGACACAUUGAAGACAGACGACCCAGAGAUGACUACAGCAGAAGAAAAUCUGGAUAGGCUCCUGUCAAUUGAAGCCCUUCAAGAUGCGUCUGGCAACCUGAUCGCAAAGGUCCAUGGUCUCAUUCAGGAGAUAACCAUAAGCCGCCAGCUUCAAUCCACGACUGGCCACAGAAGCCUCUCUCAACCAGCGCUGCCAAAGCCAGCACUGAGGAAGCUGUCAAAGGACGAUGCGUCAGAGCUCAUUUACAGCUUUGCCCAGACUUCUGUUAGCAGACUCCUGGGACAGUGUUUGGGUAGGCCUAUGCCACCCACCGCUGACAGGGUUUUGGAUCAGGUCAUCAAGUUGAUGACAGACAUGGUGAUGGACAGCCUGACUGAUCUGUCCAAGUCUGCAAUGGAGGAUGUUAUUGUACCCAGGUCGGUCACACCAGCUUGCUCUUCUUACUUAGACACCAGCCAUGCCGCAAGUGACAUCACUCAUGGUGUUGUGGCUGACCUUAAUGCUACUGAGGAAUUCCCUGCCAGGGGCCUUAGCCCAGCUGAUGUAAAGGCUGACGGCAUGGCCCACCUUCCCUCUGCCAGGGGGGAAGAGACUAAGGAGAACAGGAAGUGGCAUUUCCUACCCAAAAUUAUCAAGAUUCCAAAGAUCAGGAUUAAGCUAUUCAAGACAAAAGGGGAACCGAAGAGCCACCCUGAACAGGAUUCUCUGCCUACCAAACGUCUCAGAGAGACUCGUAUUUCACAGGAUGCUGAGUGUGAGGUUCUAUCCACUUCCCCACCCAAGGAGGCCCUGACAACCACACUGGCCCCUGCUCCCCAGGAGUCCCAGUCCCGUAAACGCCCUCUCAUAGUCAGGGUGUUACGAGCUAUCUCCAGAGCCGUCUCCAAACCAUUCAGAAAAGCUUUUGGGAAGAAGAAUUAGCCAAAUGCCGGAUUUUAUUACUAUUUUAAUCAGAGCCUUUAUUUAAUAAAACAUUACUGCAUUGA
Messenger RNA from Oncorhynchus kisutch (coho salmon), 5645 nucleotides. RefSeq lists its product as uncharacterized. NCBI's taxonomy places the organism in Eukaryota, Metazoa, Chordata, Actinopteri, Salmoniformes, Salmonidae. The record is from RefSeq and is a predicted model, not a curated record. The coding region runs from base 127 to 5580 and encodes 1817 amino acids. The transcript has 14 exons.